Messenger RNA from Sarcophilus harrisii (Tasmanian devil), 671 nucleotides. It is a transcript of the gene CCDC167, whose product is annotated as coiled-coil domain containing 167. Bases 27 to 407 code for a protein of 126 amino acids. The transcript has 4 exons. Lineage: Eukaryota; Metazoa; Chordata; Mammalia; Dasyuromorphia; Dasyuridae. The record is from RefSeq and is a predicted model, not a curated record.
CCCACCUUCCCCCGGCCUGCUGACCAAUGAGAAUGAAGCACGAUAACGCGCGCCUGCGCCGUGGGGCUGCGGGGCCCCCACGGGCGGUGACUCGGGGGAGUGCUGCCGGGAAGAUGCCUAAAAAGAAGCGGGAGAAUCUGAGCGUGGCUCAGGAGAUAGAUGGCCUGGAAGAGAAGCUGUCCCUGUGUAGGAGAAACCUGGAGGAACUGAACAUCCGCCUUCGCAGGGAGGAGCUGAGCUCGGAGGCCAGGAGAGCUUUGGAGAAAGAAAAAAACAACCUGACCAGUAAAGCCUCCAGCUAUGAAAGGGAGUUGAAUUCCCUUCGGAGAGAGAACCGUAAGAACAUGCUGCUGUCUGUGGCAAUCUUCUUGCUCCUUCUUCUCGCCUAUGCCUACUGGACUAUGUGAUCCUGCUGGGUUCCAGCACACCACAGGAAGUUGUGAUGCUUUUGGAGGAAGUGGACUAGAACAAUUAAAGUUGGUCCCUCUUUCUGGACUAUAUCUGCUGCCUCCCAAAGAUGCCUGCCUGCCUGUCAAGGUCCAGAAAUUAUCAAGAGAUUGGAGGCUGGGCCUACCUAGCCCAAGAUUCUGGUACCACAUCUUGUACGUCAGCAGAAAAUGGUGCUGGCUCCUUCCACGGAGAAUGGCCAAUAAAGAAUGUUCAGAUUGCUA